GUGUUUACGGAAGUGACGUCGGACGUGACGUGUCGUUUUCCGCACAGGCGUCCAGGAACGAAGAAAAAAAAUCAUGAAACUCAGGCGAGAAGCGCGCUUAUAGAUCAUAAAUGUCAUAAAGAUCGGCGACCAGCGCGAUUGUGAUCAUGUGUGCGACGCCGAGGAGCGCCCGCGGCUGAGGACCGGCGCUUUAAUUGACGCGAGUGCCGCGGCGAGGUUUGUUUAUGUGUCGCGAGACGCCCCGGUCGGGUUAAGUGAUUUAUUAAUAAUUCGUUAGAGUUGAAUUGCCGUCGAAUGAGUGUAAAGAUGUCGACCAGCAGCCCCGAGGCGGUGAAGAAACUCCUGGAGAACAUGCAGGCGGAUCUGCGCUCUCUGUCCAUGGAGUGCAAGAAGAAAUUUCCUCCAGUCAAAGAGGCCGCAGAGUCUGGCAUCGUCAAGAUCAAAACCAUCGCUGCUAGAAAUACAGACAUCCUGGCAGCGCUGAAGGAGAACAGUUCAGAGGUGGUCCAGCCGUUCCUCAUGGGCUGCGGAACCAAAGAACCCAAAAUCACCCAGCUGUGUCUCGCCGCCAUUCAGAGACUCAUGUCACAUGAAGUCGUGUCCGAGGCGGCGGCUGGGAACAUCAUUAACAUGCUGUGGCAGCUGAUGGAGAACGGACUGGAGGAGCUCAAACUGCUGCAGACGGUUCUGGUGCUGCUCACCACUAACACCAUCGUACACGAUGAAGUUCUGUCCAAGGCCAUCGUUCUGUGUUUCCGCUCUUUCUGUACAUAUAAAUGUGCCGUUCUGCAGGAUUUGUGUCAGCUGGUGAACGCUGACGCCCCCUACUGGUUGGUGGGAAUGACCGAGAUGACCCGGACGUUCGGCCUGGAGCUGCUGGAAUCUGUUUUAAACGACUUUCCUGAAGUUUUCCUGCAGCAUCAGGAGUUCAGUUUCCUGCUGAAGGAGCGCGUGUGUCCGCUGGUCAUCAAACUGUUCUCUCCCAACAUCAAGUUCCGUCAGGGCAGCAGUAGCAGCGCGUCGUCUCCGGCGCCCGUGGAGAAACCCUACUUCCCCAUCUGCAUGAGACUGCUGCGGGUCGUCUCGGUUCUCAUCAAACACUUCUACAGCCUCCUGGUGACGGAGUGUGAGAUCUUCCUGUCUCUGCUGGUGAAGUUUCUGGAUGGAGAGAAGCCGCAGUGGCUGAGAGCCGUGGCGGUGGAGUCUGUGCACAGACUGUGUGUUCAGCCGCAUUUACUGCAGUCUUUCUGUCAGUCGUACGACAUGAAGCAGCACUCCACCAAAGUCUUCAGAGACAUCGUCAACGCUCUGGGCUCCUUCAUCCAGUCGCUCUUCAUCCUCCCCAGCGCAGGAAACGCCUCGUCCACAAGCACGCCUGCAGCAGCAAUAAUGUCUCAAGCACAUCGCAUUCUGGAGAUGCUGGAUAAGGUGGAGCCGCCCUCCAUCCCUGAAGGUUACGCCAUGUCUGUGGCGUUCAGCGCCCUGCUGGAUCUGGUGAGGGGAAUCACCUCCAUGAUCGAGAGAGGACUCAACAAACAGGAACAGGAAGCCGCCAUGAGGGAGGAGGCGGAGCCUGUUAGUCCUCCACAGAGUGACAGCCUCCCUCAGGAUCCCAUGGCUCAUGAGGUUUGGGAGGAGAUGGUGAACGCCUGCUGGUGCGGUCUGUUAGCGGCUCUUUCACUGCUGCUGGACGCUAGUACUGAUGAGACGGCUACAGAAAGCAUCCUGAAAGCCGAGCUGUCCGUGGCGUCUCUGUGCGGUCGUCUGAGUUUGGUGACGCCGCGUGACGCUUUUAUUACGGCUAUCUGUAAAGCGUCUCUCCCUCCUCACUACGCCCUCACCGUCCUGAGCAACGCCGCCAACCUGUCCAAUAAAGGUACGAGAGCACAUCUGGUGUGGAUUCUGGGUCUGAAACCAGCUGUUGGUGGAGUUCUGAAACCCGGGAGGGCUGUGGAGGGUCCGAGCACGGUUUUGACCACAGCGGUGAUGACCGAUCUACCCGUCAUAUCAAAUAUCCUUUCCAGACUCUUUGAAAGCUCACAAUACCUGGAUGACGUGUCUCUGCAUCACCUGAUAAACGCUCUGUGCUCUUUAUCCAUGGAGGCCAUGGAGAUGGCUUACGGAAGCAACAAGGAGCCGUCUCUAUUCGCAGUGGCCAAACUGUUAGAGACCGGACUGGUUAAUAUGGACCGGAUCGAGAUUCUCUGGCGGCCGCUGACGGCUCAUUUACUGGAGAAGGUCUGUCAGCAUCCUAACGCUAGAAUGAGGGAGUGGGGCGCAGAGGCCAUCACCUCGCUGAUCAAAGCUGGACUCUCCUUUAAACACGAGCCACCGCUGUCCCAGAACCAGAGGCUGCAGCUGCUGCUUCUGAACCCUCUGAAGGAGCUCUCCAAUGUCCUUCACACCGAUAUCCGACAGAAACAGCUGGAGUGUGUCCUACAGAUCCUGCAGAACCAGGGAGACAGUCUCGGACCGGGAUGGCCUCUGGUGCUGGGGGUCAUUGGAGCGAUCCGCAAUGACCAGGGUGAAUCCCUCAUACGAACAGCCUUCCAGUGCCUGCAGUUGGUGGUGACCGACUUCCUACCCACAAUGCCUUGCAUGUGCCUCCAAAUUGUGGUGGAUGUAGCUGGCAGCUUUGGGCUCCAGAACCAGGAGCUGAACAUCAGCCUGACGUCUAUCGGCUUGCUGUGGAACAUCUCAGACUACUUCUUCCAAAGGGGAGAAGCUAUUACAGAGGAGCUGGAGAGGGAGGAAGCGGUUCUCUUGAAACAGGCCCAAGAUAAAGGUGAACCUCUGAACCGACCCUUCCACCCUGCGCCACCCUUUGACUGCCUGUGGUUGUGCCUGUAUGCCAAGCUGGGUGAGUUGUGCGUGGACCCACGGCCGGCUGUGAGGAAAAGCGCCGGCCAGACAAUGUUCUCUACCAUUGCUGCUCACGGAACGCUGCUGCAACCACCGACCUGGAACAUUGUGGUUUGGAAGGUUCUCUUUCAUCUGCUGGACUGUGUAAGGAAGUCCUCCACCACGGCCGACAAGGAAAAGAUCGAAUCCGGAGGUGGAAACAUCCUCAUCCACCACUCACGUGACACAGCAGAGAAACAGUGGGCAGAAACAUGGGUUCUGACGCUUGCGGGCGUAGCUCGGAUCUUCAACACCAGGAGAUACCUGCUUCAGCAGCUGGGUGACUUUUUCAAGGCUUGGGAAGUUCUGUUGGACCACAUCCAGUCCGCUGCGCUCAGCAAGAACAAUGAGGUUUCCCUCGCCGCCCUCAAGAGCUUCCAGGAGAUCCUCCAGCUAGUCACGCCCAUGAAAGACACGGAUAAACUCGACGUUCUCGCAGCUAUGGACGUUCCUCCUGUCCUUAUGGAGUCUCUUCAAGGUUCUGGGCCAGGAAGACCCCUAGUCCGGUCUGAUUCCCUUGCCGAGCGACUAGUCCAGCGCUACGGCGCGCAACCUUCACUUCCACCACCUGGAGAGGAGCUGGACGACUCAGCCCUCUGGUGGUCAGCGUGGAACACUUGGUACCGGAUAGGAACCGAGUGCACGCGACCCCCUAGUGGUGGAAAAGAUAAACUAGUGUUCGUACCCAGUCAGCCUUUCCUGACGGCGCUAAUACAGAUUUUCCCAGCGUUGUACCAGCACAUCGCAGGAGGGUUCAGCAUGGAGGAUCUCAAGAAGCUGGGGGUGAUUCUGCAUGGAGCCGUGUCGGUCCCCAUAAGCUCAGACUCCUCGCCCUUCAUCUUGCCCUCCUACACGGAAGCGGUGCUCACCAGCCUGCAGGAAGCGGUCCUGACCGCCCUUGAUGUCCUGCAGAAGGCAAUUUGUGUGGGUUCGGAGAAUCUCCAGGUGAUGUAUCCCGCCAUCUUUGAGCAGCUCCUGCUGUUUGUGGAGUUCUCCUGUAAACCUCCUCAGUAUGGGAAGAUGGAGACCAAACUUGUGGCCAAUGCCAAAUACAACCAGAUCCAACUGUUUGCACCGGCGGAGUGGGUGGCCUUAAACUACGUGCCGUUUGCGGAGCGAUCUUUGGAGGUGUUGGUCGAUCUGUAUCAUAAAACAGCCGGUCACAAAGCCGUCAUCAACGAAAAAGUCCUACAGAACAUCAUCAAGACUCUGAAGAUUCCUCUGGGUCUGAAGUACGCCUGUCCUGCAGAGAGCACCUGGAAACUAGCCGUCUCUUCUCUGCUCAAAGUGCUUUCCAUUGGACUCCCUGUUGCUCGGCAACAAGCAUCCUCAGGCAAAUUUGACACAAUGUGGCCAGAGCUGGCGAACGCCUUUGAGGACUUCCUGUUUACCAAAAGCACACCUCCAGAUAAUCGGUCCAUACAAGAGUUCCAGAGGAAUGAAGCUAUAGAUGUCGAGGUGGUGCAGUUGAUCAGCACAGAGAUUUUACCAUUUGCUAAUUUCAUACCCAAAGAGUUCGUAGGUCGUAUCAUGAGCAUGCUCAAUAAAGGAUCGAUUCACUCCCAGUCAUCAUCGUUCACAGAGGCUGAAAUGGACAUCCGUAUGCGGGAGGAGUUCUCUAAGGUGUGUUUCGAGACGCUCCUGCAGUUCUCCUUCAGUAAUAAGGUGUCGACGCCGCAGGAGGGCUAUAUCUCCCGUAUGGCGCUGUCAGUGCUGCUGCAGAGAGCUCAGGACGUGCUCCGACGAUACGUGAAUGACGAGAGACUCAGUGGACGCUGCCCACUGCCCAGGCAACAAGUGACUGAGAUCAUCUUUGUGUUAAAAGCCAUCAGCACUCUCAUGGAUUCCUUGAAAAAGACUCAACCAGAGAACGUGGAUGGGAACGUGUGGGCUCAGGUGAUCGCGCUCUACCCGACGCUAGUGGAGUGCAUCACCUGCUCGUCUCCUGAAGUAAGCUCCGCCCUCAAAGACGCCCUGGGGCCCUUUAAAGACUUCAUGCAACCGCCCGUCUCCAAAGUGCAGAACGGCGAAUCGUGACUGAACGUUUUUAUUCCACCGCAAACAUGAAUGUGACUGUUUCAUACGCCACGCGUGAAGACGAUUCACCCCCAUCGUCAUGGUAACUGUUGAUUGACAGCUCCAAUCCCAUCAUUCGAAGCUUCUUCUAAUACGAGCUGACGGUAGACUCUGAUUGGCCGACUUUAACGAUGUAUUAACUGCUACGUUAAAUUUGCAGUGUUUGUUGUUUUUAUGGGUUUUUGGUCCCCUCCCCCCCCCGCCCCCUGGAGUUAAUGUACAGUGUUUGGUGAUAGUGUUAAAGAUUUAAUUAAGAAUGACCUAUUUGGAUUGAAAAUCAUUUAAUAAGAGAGAACUACAAAUCAUAAUAAAUACAUGAAGGGUGGUCUUUUUUUGUGAAAUUUUCUCAACAGCAAUGGAUUUUAUGCAAGAUCGUACUGUAACAUUCCAUGUCAUCUUUAGUCGCAUUGAGAAGGGUGUGUACAAUAAUAAAUGGUACAGUUCUAUGAACAUCAAA
Sinocyclocheilus rhinocerous is the source of this 5434-nucleotide messenger RNA. It is a transcript of the gene mon2, whose product is annotated as MON2 homolog, regulator of endosome-to-Golgi trafficking. Bases 295 to 4938 code for a protein of 1547 amino acids. The record is from RefSeq and is a predicted model, not a curated record. Lineage: Eukaryota; Metazoa; Chordata; Actinopteri; Cypriniformes; Cyprinidae. The transcript is spliced from 33 exons.